Effrenium voratum is the source of this 848-nucleotide messenger RNA. The record is from the annotation of a GenBank genome assembly. Lineage: Eukaryota; Dinophyceae; Suessiales; Symbiodiniaceae.
GUUUGUGAUGGCCUGCGUCCGUUUCUCUUUGGUGGGUUGACAUGUCGCACCCUGCCAUACUCUAUUGGGAGCGCCAGCGGCGAGAACGGCAUCGCCCACGUCAGCCGCUUCGGCAUGCAGACUCAGCUCCCAUGCUACCUGCAAUCCAUGCAGCACACGAUCUGCGAUUUCCCAGCCUGCCGCCCGCCGUGCACCGGCGAGAAGCCACGCGCCUCGGGGAGAAGCUGCGAGAAGCCACUCAGGCCAGGAUGGCAUCGCAGGUUGUGAUAGCGCAGAUGGAGAAGCGUCUCAUCGCAGCGGACGCAGUGCACCAGGCAUCACAGGACUACUCAUUGGCAAGGUCCGCCCAGCAGCUUCCAAUGGCCUGUGCGGUGCCUCCAUCAGCUCGAGCAAUGCCGUACGAGCCAGGCGCCUUUGCAAGGGCGGCUCCGGCGUAUUUGCCCCCGUGGGUCUCCAAGGAGACCUGGGGGCAGGUUCAGGCCCUGGCCAGGGAUGCGGCUACGCAGCGCGUGCAGGGGAAGCCAUGGCUACCGAAGGUACCCAGCAACCUCGCCCUGAUGCACACGAGCCUCAAAGCUUGAAGCUGACUUCAGCGUGAGCCGAGUGCCACAGGUGCCGUGCAAAACAAAUUACUCUGUCUCCGAAUGCGUAGGUUUUCCAGGCCAAAGGCCAUGUCCCACGCAGGAGACCUGUAUGAUAGGCAAGGAAGAGCAACUGCGCAGUCCUCUUCUAUUGGGCUGGAUGCGAAGCUUCCUGCAUCCUGAGCAGCUGGCAAAGCAACCCUGGAGCCAAGGUACCUAAGUUGCAUCUCUAGCAAUGGUUCACAGCAAAUGGCUUGGAAUUGGAUG